CCACCGCUCCCGCCGCCGCCGCCGCCGCCGAGGUGACUGAGGGGAGAGGCGCCCGCCUCCUCGCUCCCGCCGCCGCCGGACUUCAAUGCCCAGUCCCCAGCUCGCCAGCGGUUUUCGUUGGAAUACACGUUGCCCAUUUAUGGCGAUUCUGAGCGUGAGGGCAGACUUCUGCCAGGCUCAGCACAGCGUUUGCGCUGACAAGUGAGCUUGGGGGCUCCAUGUGCCAUAGUUAACGUUGCCUUGAAGACUCUGAACAUCAAGACUGGCCUCAGAAGAGUUGCAUUUUUUUUUUUAAUUGCAAGCAUAUUUCUUUUAAUGACUCCAGUAAAAUUAAACAUCAAGUAAACAAAAGUGGAAAACAACCCACUCUUAGCUUGUCUCAUUAGUGCCUAAAUGUAGAAAAGGCUGCUGGCGUUUUAUAUGUAGUUGAUUUUUUUUUCUUUUUCUUUCUUUUCUUUUCUUUUCUUUUCUUUUUUUUUUUUUUUUUUGGAGUUGGAAGGUAUCCAUCUGCAGACAUUGAGGCCCAAGUUGAAUCUGGAUUCUUACCUUGAAGAGAGAAGCUUCAUAAGAAACAAGUUGAAUAGAGGAAACACUGAUAGUAGGCAUUGUAGUGGUCUUUUUAAUGUUUUCUGCUGUGAAACAUUUCAAGAUUUACUGAAUUUUUUUUUUUUUUCAUUUUUCCCAUCACACUCACACACACGCACGCUCACACUUUUUAUUUGCCAUAAUGAACCGUCCAGCCCCUGUGGAGAUCUCCUAUGAAAACAUGCGUUUUCUGAUAACUCAUAAUCCUACCAAUGCUACUCUCAACAAGUUCACUGAGGAACUUAAGAAAUACGGAGUGACAACUUUGGUCCGAGUGUGUGAUGCCACGUAUGACAAAGCUCCAGUUGAAAAAGAAGGAAUCCACGUUCUAGAUUGGCCAUUUGAUGAUGGAGCUCCACCCCCUAAUCAAAUAGUAGAUGAUUGGCUAAACCUGUUAAAAAGCAAAUUUCGUGAAGAGCCAGGUUGCUGUGUUGCAGUGCAUUGUGUUGCAGGAUUGGGAAGGGCACCUGUGCUAGUUGCACUUGCUUUGAUUGAAUGUGGAAUGAAGUAUGAAGAUGCAGUUCAGUUUAUAAGACAAAAAAGAAGGGGAGCAUUCAAUUCCAAACAACUGCUUUACCUGGAGAAAUACCGACCUAAGAUGCGACUACGCUUCAGAGACACCAAUGGGCAUUGCUGUAUUCAGUAGAGAGAAAUGUAAACAAAAGCUGACUUGAUUGUGGCAUUUAGAGGGAACUCUUGCUACCUGGAAAUGUGAAUCUGGAAUCUGACCUGUGUCAUCAAAGUAGUGAUGAAUUCGGUCCUCCGCCACCAUUUUAAUGAUUGAAAAGUAGCAAAUGAAAAAGAAAUCCCUCUAUAACGUGAAUAAAAUGUUUAAGAAAGAGAAAAAAGGGAUUAAUUUAGUGAAGGAUGAUUUUGCUCCUAGUUUUGGAGUUUAAAUUUCUACCGGGAUUGAAUGAUUUUAAAAUUUCCUUUUUUAACUUUUCAAAAUAGGUCUUUAAGGAAAGCCAGCAGAUUAGCCUGUGCGGCACCAUCUGGCUGGGGAGCGUACUCUCCUGUUUGGCUUGGCGCAUAGUCUGCCCUGGUGGGGUUUUAGGAGCAAGAAGAGAUGUAUUUCCUUUCUUCUUCGCUCUCUCCCUCAUUUUACCCUGAUACAAGUGGCAGAUGGACUAAGAGAAGCCCUUGUGCUGUAGAUGUAUGUGCAGUCUGGCAGCCUUAAGCCCACCUGGGCACUUUGGUGUUGGGGGUGGAGCAGGUGGCUUUUAGUUUUCACUGAUGAUGGGGUGUUCAUGUUCAUUUCUUUUCCUCAAAACCCUGUCUAACAUUGGGCAAAGUAGCCCAGACCUUCUAUUUUGGUAAAUUAGUGGGGAAAUGGCAUUUUAAGAGGAGUCUGUCAAAGAACUUAGCUGAGAAUUGAGUUCUUCUCUUUCCUAACCAAUGAAGCCAAGUGGGUGUCUCAGAAACUGCGGGCUGUCGCUUGGGAUGGGGUCCCAGCAGAGAGCCAGCACCCUUUCUGCACUCUAUGGAAUUGUGGACCGUAGUGCUCCUUGGAUUUUCUAAUGAAGUGAGAAUUUUGGUCAUUCGAAAUUUUUAUUUUAGGGUAAAUUUGUACUCUGAAAUUUCAGAAAUGGUUAAAAGAGCAAUAGCAAAUUCACAGUAUUCUGGGCUUGAGAAAUGCCUGCGGUAGGUGUUUUUCCAAGUUGCCACCCCUCUGUACCAUUCAGUUUAACCACUGAUUGCCUUGUUACUUUACUAGGUUUUUGAAACCAGCAAUGCCUGAUGAGUGUGUGUCACGGGCUGUAGCAGAGACAGUGAGCAGCUCAGUUAGGGUCAGAGGGCUCGUGUUCCUCAGGGAGUGGCAUAAUCGUAGCAUCUGUAUAGUUUUUGCCGGUUUCCGUGUGCUGAUCUAGAGACUGUCUCUGUUCCUCCACAGAAGGCAGUUGUGACCAGGCUGCUUUGACGAAGCAGGUGGAAGGGCACUAGCAGGCUUUUCUGAGCUCCUUGCUGCAGUGGUACAUGCUUUCCAAUGUCCUGCUUCCAAGGCUCUGAAUACAAGUUGUCUUGCCCACUGUUACUUGCUGUGCACAGCCAUAGCUGCCCAUUUCCUUAGCAUCCCCUCGGCCAGUAGCAGUGGGCCGGGAUUUUGUCUCACCUGACAGUACCUCAGACGUUGGCCUACUCUGUGAACUGCCUGUUUCCUGAUGCCAGAGUUGCUUUAAUUUUUAAUUAAAUGUAAAAAAAGUUCUCUUCUUUGCCAUCCCAGAAAAUAAACCAAAAUCAUGCUUUCUGAAAUUGUUUCUAGAAUUCUAAGGACGAAAUAAUGGUACUUUCCAAAUUUCAGAACAUGACAAUAGAUGCCUUUAACAUAGACUCAAUAUCCAAAAUAGCAUACCUUGUAAGUUCAGAUAGACUGACUCCAAGGAUUUGAUUGAUUUGAUCCCAUAACAAACCUUUUCCCGUUUUUAUGCUAUAAAUAUUUGGGGGGUGUGUGUAUGUGGGGGGGGGUGUGCGUGUGUGCACAGUGUCCAACAGUAUCAGUGCCUGCCUGGGUUAGGAAAACUAAUAUUCCUGGUUCUGUGUGAGAAGAAGAGUGUAUAAAGCAACAUGAAACAUUAGCCCUCGUUUUGUUUUAAAUUACAGACUAAUGUUAAUUGUUCUCAGAACUGGAUUUUUUUUUUCUUGAAAAUUGAACCAAGUUUUUCUUUUGGAUUUAAUGAGGCAUUGCUAGCUGAAGCCAGUCUGACAUGGUAGGAGAGACGUCAGACUAAUGAACGGUGUGCGCCUGAUUUAAAACCAAACCCUGAACCCUUUUAAAGAACAAUAAAACGUAUUUUACAUGC
Molecule: messenger RNA, 3383 nt
Organism: Ochotona curzoniae (black-lipped pika)
Lineage: Eukaryota; Metazoa; Chordata; Mammalia; Lagomorpha; Ochotonidae
Gene: PTP4A2
Product: protein tyrosine phosphatase 4A2
Exons: 6
Coding region: 728-1231 (167 amino acids)
Biological process (GO): positive regulation of cell migration; protein dephosphorylation
Cellular component (GO): nucleus
Molecular function (GO): protein tyrosine phosphatase activity
Source: RefSeq, a predicted model, not a curated record